AUGAAGAUAGGCCUCAAGUGUGCUGUUGUCAUUCUUUUUAUAUACAGACAGGCCGUCAUGCUUCAUGAACUCAUAUUCAUACACUCGUGCAUCGCGCACUUGAAACAAAAGACGCUUUGGUUCAACUAUGACUCUACCAUGGGCAAACUCGCAACAAGCACAGAUUCAUUCUUUUCAAGUCAAGAAAACGCAUACAGAUUAAGAUCACAGAAAGUGCUCGCUAAAAUGAGACUAAUAACAUUCCAUACAGUAACAAUAUUUCUGUUCCUUACCAACAGAUUCAAAAACUGUAUAAUUGGUAUUUGGAAAAAAAUCAAAAUUCCAGAUCCGGAAGUUGCAUUGUCUACACUUAUGCUUUUUGCAAUUACACUAAUAGAUACAUUAUCUGGGCAUAAAUCCUUGGCUAUACAAAAAUCAUACUUAUUCAAAUAUUUCUCUCCAUCAUGGAUAGCUCCUUUGGCUUUUAUGCUAGAAGUGUUUUUAUUCAUGCAUCUGGUGGCUUGCCUGCUCGGUAUGUUUGGACUAAAGUUCGUUGCAUUGUGCUAUAUUGUUAUGUGUGUUCAGGUUGUAUUUCGUAUAUCCGGAUACACAGGCAAGUACAGUGAUAAUAUGAUAAAGAUACCUGUAGAUGUAUUCAAUGACGAAGUAAAACACAUGCUCGAAUGUGAGUGUCUUGAUGAAUCUGUUUAUGCUACACCAAAGCAAAAAAUAACGAUGAAUGCUCUUCAUGCGGGUGUGCUAGAUAAAAAACGAAUAGAAGUUCAUGGAGGCAUCGCAGAGACUGUUCCUGAAGAUAUGAAUGUAAUCUUAAUCCAUGAAAUAGGACAUUCUAUAGACAACAUCAUGCUUAAAAGGCUGCUGCUUGAAUGUUUCAUAACAUUAUUGGAAAUGCUUAUGUUUGCAUGGAUAUUCAAUUCGGGACAUAAAGCACUCGGAAAUGUAGACAUGUCGCCAGAAACAUUUACUAUCUUGACUUUUGUUUUGUAUGUUUGCAUGGGAAAGGCUGUGGUUUACACAUUCUAUAACUUAUAUUCACAGAACUCAGAAAUAUUUGCUGACAGUGUUGUGAAGGAUAGAGGAUACAAGGAUGACCUGUUUAGGAUAUUGUUUAAGCUGACACUCGACAACAGAUGUGUUGUAGACACUACUUUCUUAUACAACGCAAUGGUCUCGUUGCAUCCGAGUAUUCGAAAAAGAAUAGAAAUUAAUGCUGAUGAUUGA
Molecule: messenger RNA, 1221 nt
Organism: Ordospora colligata OC4
Lineage: Eukaryota; Fungi; Microsporidia; Ordosporidae
Product: putative Zn-dependent protease
Exons: 1
Coding region: 1-1221 (406 amino acids)
Biological process (GO): proteolysis
Molecular function (GO): metalloendopeptidase activity
Source: RefSeq, a predicted model, not a curated record